This is a messenger RNA of Paramuricea clavata, 2765 nucleotides long. Lineage: Eukaryota; Metazoa; Cnidaria; Anthozoa; Malacalcyonacea; Plexauridae. The record is from the annotation of a GenBank genome assembly.
AUGGACUCGUGUGAUGAAAUCAUUAAACACUUUUGGUACUGUUGUGAAGUAGCCUCCAAGAAUGAAAUGACUCAGGAUGAAGCUGUGAAGGAAAUGAAGGUAAAUGUUCAACUCUAAGUUUCUUUCCAUAAUCAUUAAGACAUGUGUUCGAUACAUUGUGCCUUAAAAUGAUUUGAAUAAUUGAUUGGGUCACAUGAUAUACAUUGAUAUGUAAGCAACGCAUUCUGAUCGACUGCUGCUACUAUACAAUAUUUAACAAAAUAUAAAACAUUUUCCAUGUUGAUAUACAGUUAUAUCAACAUGAGUGGAAUUGGGAAAACGAGAAAUUGUAUGGAAACACAACACCUGAAGGGCGGAGUGUUUUCAUACAAUUUCGAGUUUUCCCAACUUCCAUGAGUGUUGAUAUAACUAUAUAUCAAUACGGAGAGGGUGUUUUAUAUUUUUUUAUAAUAUAGCAAUGUCAAAAGCCUGAAAGAUAAGAAAAAUUUCCGUGUUUACAAGCAGCAGAAAAUUUCCUGUGUUGACAUUGAGUUAUAUCAACAUGGCUCUUAGCCAAUCAGCGUUCAGAAUUUACAAAUGCUAUACUAUAUAAUUUUGUUUGCAGGAUAAGUGGUUUGGUCUGCUUCAUCAUGUGCGUAAUACACAUUCCUGGCUAGGAGGAAGAUGUGGACAUGGAGAGUAUGGGAGAGAGGAGGAUGUGGAAUGGUUUGAUGAGAGAGAGGAGGUAUUCAAGACUCUUCAGAAAAUCAUCAACAAUCCAAAACUACUUGACACCUUCAGAUUCUAUACUCGUUUCGGAUAAAAAAAAUGCAUUACUUUUUUAGUUUACUCUGUCUAAUGUCAGACGAUUUUACUUGUCAAUGGGAGAGUUUUGCACUUUAAUGGAUUAAACUGCUUUUAUUAUGGCAUUACAAGGUAUUACACAGAUUUUUUCUAUUUGCCUAUUUUAGGCACACAGGUAGCAUAGAAUGUGCUAAUAAUUUGUCACUGGCAUACUGUCCAAAGAGAUGUUCUUUUAAGUAAAUAGUAUUUUUCGAGCUUCCUGAUUUAUACAGCCAACAGUAAGUCAAUGAUAAGCAAUUUAAUGUCUUGACAUGGUAGAAAUAGUUUGUUGCAUCUGCUGAUGUUACAGGUUUCCAGUUACUGCCAGAAAACAGUUAGCUGCUAUUGACUGGAAUUGCCAUAAGGACUUACCUGCAAACGAAUUAGAUUCUCGUCCUGGAGAGGUGAUGGUAAGCCAAAAGUACAACCAAAGAAUGAAAUCAUGGGACUCGAAGAUCAUUAAAAAAGCAAAGGACUAUGCAUAUGUUACCUUGAUGGUGGCAAAAAUACUUAACAGUAGGAUGGCUGACAAAAAGAGUGUGGAACGGAAAGUUCAUAUAUACCACAUAUCUCAAUGUUCUCGAUAUCCCAUAUAUACACCAGUUGGAGAUGGAUAAUGCCUUCUAAUGCAUGUCACCACACAUGAUGGGGCCACUUUUCUGUUUCCUUUACCUAAAUAUCCAUAUGUAUCUAAAAUAUAAUUUCGGUAUGCCUGCUUUCUAAAUGCCCUGGUGCUAUUAUCACGUGGGUCAUUCCGGAUAUCACCAACAUUUCGGCUGCUAAGCAACAAAAAUUCUGGGUCAAGACAUAGUUUUCUAAAUCUUCUUGUGUUUGUAACACACUUCUUGUGCUUACAGCACUUGUUUUCAAUUGCCUGGGGCAUGAUAAAGCAAUGAUCACAUCUGCACCAAUCAGGAACAGGUUCCUGUCUUGCAUUGCUGUUUGAUAGGGAUGAUGCUUCCUGGAUAUUCCUCAUCACCAUCAUACAUUACAAUCAUCAUGCUAUGAAUAUAAUCCAUACUGCCAACCCCCUUUUGGAGGACACACGUUGCAAGCUGUUUUGAAGCCACUGAGCCUAAGGGGGUUCACUGUGGCAAAGCACAAGUUUCAUCCUCAAGCCCUAGUAGAGUUGCCCUAAAAACUGUCAUAGUACCCUUUGCUAACGAUUCAGGGGGUAAUCUUGGGAACAGUUCUUUUAGAUUCUGGUAGUGAAACAACCCUCAUUAGGUCUGGAUUUGCCAAACAAUUAGGGGUUCAAGGUCAAAGGCAAAAUCUCACUGUUGAUACUGUUGGAGGAGUGCGGACCACCCUCAAAUCUCAGCGUGUUUGUGUACCAUUUGCACCAGCGGUCACUGAUAUUAAUGUUUAUGCAUGGACUAUGAAAAAUAUAUGCGAACAGGUGCAGUCGGUUGAUUGGACGGAGAUAAAGAAACAAUAUGAACAUUUGUGUAAUGUUCCAGUCAUGUCGGCAGGAGAAACAGCAGUGGAUGUGUUGUUUGGACUGGAUGCAGACGGGAAAGCAUGGUCAGCCAUGUGCAGAGUUAACCCCACUUGGUUUGGUCAUUUCGGGUCCAGUGCCAACCACUACCAAACCAAUGAAACAUAUCUUACGUGUCCAUGUGGUAGAUGGUGAGGAAGAUGCUAAUCACCAGUUGCAAAAGUUAUGGGAGAUAGACAGUUUCGGUGUUCAUGUCGAGGCAACCACAUACACGCGUAGUGAACAGCGAGCCGUUGAUAUAAUGAAUGAAACAUGUCAUCGAGUGGAGUCGGGUUAUGAGCUGGGACUGCUAUGGAAAGCUGACAGACCGCCACUGCCUAACAUUUUCAAGUCAGCACUUAGCCGCCCGGAGUCGGUGGAACGCCGUUUGCAGAAGGAUCCCAAGUUAGCAGACGGUUAUUGCAAAGCCAUCGAUGCAUAUGUUUGCACGAAAGUUGUCGCCUGA